Molecule: messenger RNA, 1858 nt
Organism: Ricinus communis (castor bean)
Lineage: Eukaryota; Viridiplantae; Streptophyta; Magnoliopsida; Malpighiales; Euphorbiaceae
Product: DNA ligase 1
Exons: 2
Coding region: 282-1640 (452 amino acids)
Source: RefSeq, a predicted model, not a curated record
GUAAUAAAAGAUGCACCGCGUUGUUGUGGUACGCUCGCAGUGCAUUAGUAGCGUCGUUUGCGUGUGGUCCAUUUGUUUUUAAGUUCUAGAAAGUUGCAUAUAAAAAGAGAGAGAGGGGGCUUCUUUCUGGACAGACCCUGCAACAAGAAAUUCUCCAGCUUUCUUGAAAUCUUUAUCGCUUUUAUAAUUCUUUCUUUCCUUCUCUCUGGAACUAAGGUAAUCUGAGAUUAAACAAGACAGGGUUUACAUUUGACAUUCAAAUAUCUGCCAAAAAUUCCAAAAUGGAAGACAAAUCUGAAAUAGCUGUUUCUGGUGUUAAAAUAGAGGAAAAGGUUAAAAAGGAGGAAUUGCAUUUGAAAGUCAAGAGCAAAGAUAUAGAACCAAGUGAUGAGAAGGGAGAGAAAUCUGAGGUGGAAAUCGAGUUGAAGACCAAAUCAGUAGAGAAGGAAAAGCCAAGCAAGAAAGAGGAUGAGGAGAAAGAUAAGAAAAAGAAGAAGCACAAGGUUGAAGAUGAAGGUGAUAAGAAGAAAGAGAAAGACAAGGGAGAAAAGAAGAAGAAAAAGAAGGAAAAGGAGGGUGAGGAUGGUUUAGGUGAAGAGUCGGAGGUGGACAAUGAAGCUGGAGAGACUAAGAAAAAGGAAGAGAAAAAGGAUAAGAAAUGCAAGGAAAAAGAAGAGAAGAAAAAGAAUAAGAAAGAACAUGUAGAGGAGGUGAAGGAGAAAGAUGAGCAGGGGGAGAAAGAUGAGAAAAAGAAAGAAAAAAAGAAGGAAAAGAAUAAAGAUUUGGAGGAAGAAGAAAAGGGGACAGAGGACUUAAAAGGCAGAAGCUCGAGUAGUAAGGAUGAAAAAGACAAGAAGCAUGAAGAGGAGGUGAAGGAGAAAGAUAAAGAGAAGAAGGGAAAAAAAGAAAAGAAGGUCAAAGAUAAAGAGAAGAAGGUAGAUGAAGAAUCUGAGGAAAAGAACAAGGAAAAUGAAGAAGAUGAUAAAGGGGAAGAUAAGAAAAAAGAGAAAGACAAAAAGAAAGAGAAGAAACACAAAGAUGAAUUAGAUGAGGAAGAAGAAAAGGAAACUGAAGAGAAGAAGAAAAAUAAGAAGGAUGAGGAGAAGAAAGAUAAGAAACACAAAGAUGUUGUGGACAAGGAAGAAGAAGAUGAAGGUAAAGAGAAAGAAGAGAAGAAGAAAAAGAAGGACAAGAAGCAUAAGGAUGGAGUAGAUGAUGAAGGUGAAGAGAAGAAGAGGAGAGAAAAGAAGAAGGACAAGGAAGACAAAAAGGAAAAGGAACACAAGGAUGAAAGCAAACAGUUGAAGAGUGAGAUUGAAGUUGCCUCCAGAGAGAUUAAAAUGGAACCUGGACUGGAAGGAGAGGAGGCGGAGGAGGAGAAGCAAGACAAGACAAAGGAAGGUAAAGAGAAAAAGAAAGAUAAAGACCAGAAAGAGAAGAGUGAUAAGAAGAGAAAAAAGGGCGAGAAAGGUAAGAGCAAGGACAUUGGAAAUCAGAAAAACAAGUUGGAUAAAAUUGAUGGAAAAAUCAAUGCUCUCCUUGAGAAAAAAGCUGACAUUUUGAGGCAGAUAAAAGAAGCUGAGGAUGUGAACUCUGUUGUCCAUGAGGACAAAGAUGCACAAACAGCUGAUACCAAAUAACCCUGUCUGCACAAGGCUUUUAGAGUUGAUUCGCCUUCUUCUGUUGUAAUAUAGUGUUUCAAUGGAUCUAUGGCCUCAUGCAAGUAUGAACAUUUUUCCUGCUGUAAUAAAAGGUUUUUUCUUACACAAGAACCACUUUAUAGUUUAAUGUGAAUUAGUACAAAAUACCUUCUGUAAUGAAUAAAACUGCUACUGGUUUAAUGCCUCAUUAUUUCGAA